Messenger RNA from Lactuca sativa (garden lettuce), 1844 nucleotides. RefSeq names its product UDP-glucuronate 4-epimerase 1. The record is from RefSeq and is a predicted model, not a curated record. Lineage: Eukaryota; Viridiplantae; Streptophyta; Magnoliopsida; Asterales; Asteraceae.
UCUCUCUCUCUCUCUCUCUCUCUCUCGUCCUUUAACGCGUUCACGCGUAAAUGGGUGGCGACUAUAUAACCUCCGUCGUCUCCUCCAUCUCCUUCAGCAGGUGCAGACGAAAACUUUCUUGCCUGUUCCCUGCAUCUGUUUCUAGACCCUGUUCUUCGUUUUCAGGGAAAUAACCAAAUAGGAAAUAGAACAAUAUCCAGUUUGUUUUCUUUCAAAUUCGUUCCGACAAAAACGAAUUACAGCUUGUAUAAUUACGGAUAUAUCUGAAAUUCAAUCCAGAGAUUAUCUCUUUAUAGAUACCCAAUCGAUUAUAAAGAUGCCGCAAUUGGAUGAACAACUGUUUCCAUCAACCCCAGGUAAAAUUAAGAUCGAGCGUGCCCAUCAUCAUUACACGAUGAACAGAGCGGUUCACCGGUGUUUCACCUCUACCAGCACGAUAUUUCUCUGGGCUUUGUUUUUGGUAGCUCUAAUGGCGUCGUAUAUGAGCAUCCAAAGCUUCGUUGAUUCCGGUAGCAGGUACCUCCACCACACAACGUCGCGAGGUCACGGUGGCAUUGGUGGUCUCCUUUGGGAGAAACAAAUCCGUUCAUCUGCUCAGAUCCGUCGUUCUAAUGGUAUAUCCGUUCUCGUUACCGGCGCAGCCGGUUUCGUCGGAACACACGUCUCCCUGGCGUUGAAGAAACGCGGCGACGGCGUUGUUGGUGUUGAUAACUUCAACGACUAUUACGACCCAUCGUUGAAAAAGGCACGACGUGGUCUUCUAGAUUCACACAACGUCUUCGUCGUGGAGGGUGAUAUCAACGACCGGCAACUUUUAGCGAAACUCUUCGACGUGGUGGCGUUUACCCACGUCAUGCACUUGGCUGCGCAGGCCGGAGUCAGAUACGCCAUGGAAAACCCACACUCAUACGUCCACAGCAACGUCGCCGGCCUGGUUACGCUUCUUGAACAAUGCAAGUCAGCCGACCCACAACCCGCCGUCGUAUGGGCCAGCUCCAGCUCCGUCUACGGGUUAAACGAUAAGUCGCCAUUUUCCGAAUCCGACCGGACCGACCAACCGGCGUCUCUCUACGCCGCCACAAAAAAAGCCGGUGAAGCGAUUACACAUACAUACAACCAUAUUUACGGGUUAUCAAUCACCGGACUGAGGUUUUUCACUGUUUAUGGCCCGUGGGGACGACCAGACAUGGCAUAUUUCUCUUUCACCCGGAAUAUUCUACAGGGGAAACCGAUAACUGUCUACAGAGGAAAAAAUCGGGUCGAUUUGGCCCGGGAUUUUACAUAUAUUGAUGAUAUUGUGAAAGGUUGUGUGGCGUCGUUGGAUACAUCUGGUAAGAGUACCGGGUCGGGUGGGAAGAAGAGAGGAGCAGCGCCGUACCGGAUAUUUAAUCUUGGAAACACGUCGCCAGUGACGGUGCCGACGUUGGUGAGUAUACUGGAGAAGAAUUUGAAGAAGAAGGCGAAGAAGUACGUGUUGGAGAUGCCUGGAAACGGCGACGUUCCGUUCACACAUGCAAAUAUCAGUUUGGCCCGAAGGAAACUCGGGUAUAAACCGACAACCGAUUUGCCAACCGGGUUGAGAAAAUUUGUUAAAUGGUAUUUAUCGUAUUAUGGCUACGAUCAAGGAAAGCCUGUAAAUUUUAAAUAGCUUUUAUUAUCUUUGAAAUUAGAAUAUUUUGUCAAUUAUUUUUCCUUUUUAUUAGCUUUUUAGGGAAAAGAAAGAAAAGAGAGAUAUUUGUUUUAUUUUCAACAAAGGUGAAAGAGAAAUCUUAUCCUGGUUAAAUUUUGUUUUUUCUUUGUAUCUUAUAAUUAAUGAAGUAUGAAAUGGUGUUUUUCAUCUUUAA